AUGAAAUUUGCCAAACUACCCGAACAGCCGAUUGUCGAGAUGAAGUCGAAACAUAAGCUGCCAAAAGGUCUCCCGAAGAAUGUAUUGAUGAAAAGAAGGCAAAAAGGUGGAGGUGAUCCGGCUUCCAAAGCAACCACCAGCGUCGACGGAACGGACAAAAAGGAAGACACAAAGGCUCAAGAGCUGAAAAAUGGAGUGCCGAAGACAGAAGACCCGAAAAAAGGGCAACCGAAGAAAGACGACCAGAAAAAAGAAGAAGUAAAACAAGGGAAUGAGCCUGUUGUUCACAAAACAGCGGACACGAUCGUGAGGAGGGUCUUGAAGUCAGAUGAGCCGAAAAAAAUUUUCAUAAUGCCACAAGAGAAGAUCCUUCUCGAGGAGUGUCAACCGCUGUCUCUCACGAGCCCAGUUCAAACGAACUACGAGACGUUCAAGACGAAAUCCAAAGUUUUUGAGUGGGUUAUUUUCUUUUUUUCCUAUAAUAAUGAUAACUCACAGGUCUAAAAAUUUUUUUAAGAUACAUAAUAAAAAUUUAAAUCAAACGCGUUUACUAAAAAUAUCGUUUUAAGGUAUGGUAAUAAAAACUUGAGAACACGCUUGAAUUGUAGAUUUUGCGUUUUUUCUUCGAUUCAAUAUUUUUUUACCGUCCGAUCAAUUUUUUUUCAUUCGGACCGCCUCGAAAAGUCACAGUCGGAAAACAUCAUUUGAAAAGAGAAAAUAUAUAAAUUUCAUUUUUACAAUCGCGCUUAUUUUUUUUAUUGAGGAUGUUGUCAGGGCUUCCGAAAUCCGCAAUUUCAAGAUUCAGUUCCGCCGAAAUCUGAACCCAGACCAAAAACGGUUUCUUAAAAAAAAAUUAGGGUGUCAGGAAUUGCUCGUGGAAGCUGAGGCGGAGAAAAGAGGCGAUCCGAACAAAAAUCAAAAGAUUACAAAGAGCAUCUCACAAGAAAAAAUAUUCUGAGCUAGGUCUCGUAGGUGUUGAAAAUUUUGAAAGAAAGAGCAGGCGGUUCGGGACGGAAAAAGUUUAUAAUUUAGUUGGAGCGGAAGUUUUUUUCGAGCAGUCAUACUUUUUCCUCAAGCGCUGACCAAAGCACAAUUUACGAUAAUAAAAACCUAAUAAAAAUCCACUAGGUCCAAUAGUCUCAUCGUACUCUGAUCACUAUCUCAUACUUAUUCGAAAUUCGCACCCAAAAAAAAACGUUAUGGUACCUCAGUUGUAAAGGAGAAAGUUUUCAGGGGAUACGUUUACAGUUUUUACUCUGGUAAUGCAAGAGCUUAGAGAUUAUUUCGACAUUCACGCAAAAGGUAUAUAGAAAGCUGUGAGAGAAAAAAAAAUAUUUGUUAUUGUGAUUUAAGCUUUGGAGAUCAUCAAUUUAAACGCCAACCAUGCGGAGAUAAAAAUGAUACAAAAUGCGAGAUACAACGGCGUCUAUGACGUCAUGAACGCAAGCUAUCCCGGUUUCUCUUCCCCGAUUAACUGGCCAGUAUGCAAAUGUCGCCCUCAACAACCUUCAUGUGAGUUUUCACGAAAAAGUUUCAUAAUUUCAUAGUUUUCAGUCGCUUUAAAUGCAAUGAAAAAAUCGUGAAAAAGAGCAGUAUUGAAACUUAAAUGCUAAUAACAGAAAAGAAAAAAUUGUGAUCAGGAAACUGUGAAAAAGGGAAAAAUUAAUCAAAGAAAUUGGUACAUUGUGCCAAAAGCCGCACCGCGACCGCAACGAGUUUCUACGGUAACCACAAGUAACAAAAAAUUAGAAAAAUGCAUCGAGUUAAAAAAAUAAAUAUCAUUCACUCAUUUUGUUCAAAAAACUUUCUGUGCGUAUUUUUAAACUUUUUAUGUUACGAAAAGACCUUUUGCAAAGUUUUUAUCGUUAGCUCUGAAGCUUACCAGAAAUCAACUAGGCGCAUUUUCAUUGUAGUUCGCUUUUUCGAUGUCGACGACCCGAGAGAAUUUUUUUUUUUCAAAAUAUUCGUUCAAAUUAAAUCAAACUUGUUCAUUUUCAUUUCGAGUGAAACUGAAAAACAGCUUGAGCAGAAUGACUAAGAAAUAAUUUGGCGGCUUCCAAUUUGCUUAGGCCAGCAAAACGACGGUUCAAAUCGGCGUGAAUCUUUCAGUUCAGACGAGUCAUUUUCAGUGGCCUACGAUGAACUCAAAAGGUUGCGCGCUUCCUCUUCAAAAGCAAACGAGAAGCGGCUUCUGGAGUUGUUGGAGGCUCAACACGAAGAGAUGGCGAAUCUCUUGCACGCCGAAGGGCUAAACUAUUUUUAUUGGUACAAAAGUUCGUCUCUUCUCUUUCUUGACACUUUUCGACGAGUAUUAAAAAGUCGAGAAAAAAAAAAUAAUAAAAAUGAAAAUUCCAAUUUAAUAAUGAUAAUAAUAUUAUUUAUUUACAGGCAGAACAAAAUAACAUGUACAGAAAAAAAGAGAAAAAAAUUUGGCAUUAAGCCUGAAAUAAAUAAAUAAAAGGCACUUGAGGCCCUCACGAGCCUCUGAGCCAGUAAUGAAAGAAUAAGAGGUGAGGAUUGCACAAAGGUAAAAAAAGUAAAUAGAAAAAGAAAGCAUUGUAAGUUAUGACACAGUGUAGCACAGGUGAAUGGGGAAUUUAAUUGUUUGUAAUGAUAUAGACGCGCAUAAGAUGGAUUAGAGUAUGGCUGAAGCAAUUUGAGAAUCAAAAAAAAAAAACCCGUGAUAAACUUCUAAUUUUUUCAGCGUUCGUCCCCGUCGAACAAGCGGUUCUGCCAGGGGAGUCUUUCGGUGACGCUUGUAAGAGAGUUUUCAGUAAGUUCAUUCAUUCCGUUUGUACUUCCACUCUCCUACAUAUCGUAGGGCACACACUCAAUGAUUUUCAAGCUCAAAUGAAUGAGAUUUUUUUUUAGGUUCGCACGAUCGUUCCACAGAAUUGGGUGAUCUAAUGGCCCUCGUUCAUAACUCUCCACAUCCAAAUGAGAAGCUCCCGAAAGCAAAAAUCCUGCCCGCUCCGAAAACGUCCAAAGAAAAAAAGGAAAAAGACUCGAAUGAGAAGGAUUCCAAGGACAAAAAACCGAAGAAGGCCUAA
Molecule: messenger RNA, 3050 nt
Organism: Caenorhabditis auriculariae
Lineage: Eukaryota; Metazoa; Nematoda; Chromadorea; Rhabditida; Rhabditidae
Source: the annotation of a GenBank genome assembly